AAAAACCAGAGUUCUCCUAGGUCUCGGCGGGAGCCGAAGGGGCGCUCCCCGCGGCAAGACAAGUAUUCGGUGCUUUUGCCCACUUACAACGAGCGCGAGAACCUACCGCUCAUCGUGUGGCUGCUGGUGAAGAGCUUCUCCGAGAGUGGCUUCAACUAUGAAAUUAUAAUCAUAGAUGAUGGAAGCCCAGAUGGAACAAGGGACGUUGCUGAACAGUUGGAGAAGAUCUAUGGGUCAGACAGAAUUCUUCUAAGGCCACGGGAGAAAAAGUUGGGACUAGGAACUGCAUAUAUUCACGGGAUGAAACAUGCCACAGGCAACUACGUAAUCAUCAUGGAUGCUGACCUCUCACACCAGAAGCAAAAGGAGGGUAAUUUUGACAUUGUCUCUGGAACUCGCUACAAAGGAAAUGGUGGUGUAUAUGGCUGGGACUUGAAAAGAAAAAUAAUCAGCCGUGUGGCCAAUUUUAUAACUCAGAUUUUGCUGCGACCAGGAGCAUCUGAUAUAACAGGAAGUUUCAGGUUAUACAGAAAAGAAGUUUUACAGAAAUUAAUAGGAAAAUGUAUUUCUAAAGGCUACGUCUUCCAGAUGGAGAUGAUUGUUCGAGCAAGACAGCUGAAUUAUACUAUUGGCGAGGUGCCAAUAUCAUUUGUGGAUCGUGUUUAUGGUGAAUCCAAGUUGGGAGGAAAUGAAAUAGUCUCUUUCUUGAAAGGAUUACUGACUCUUUUUGCUACUACAUAAAAGAAAGUUAUUCAUUUAUACUUAAUCACGUUCAAUUCAAUUUAAACAUGGAAAAAGCCUCAUUGCUGAAUUUUAUAAAAUGUACUCUUAGAACAUAAAUCAUAAGGUAAGGCAAGUCUAUCUUCUGGAGAAACUCCAUUUUAUAUGUCAAAUAGAAAAAUGAGCAGUGUUGUCAAUUUUCGUUUACAUUUUGCUGUAUUAAGACCUAUAAAUAAAGGUAUAUGGAAUUUCUGCAUUAAAAAAAAAAAAAAAAAAAAAAA
Cervus elaphus (red deer) is the source of this 1001-nucleotide messenger RNA. Its product is annotated as dolichol-phosphate mannosyltransferase subunit 1-like. Gene Ontology annotation, biological process: GPI anchor biosynthetic process; protein O-linked glycosylation via mannose. The record is from RefSeq and is a predicted model, not a curated record. Lineage: Eukaryota; Metazoa; Chordata; Mammalia; Artiodactyla; Cervidae. Gene Ontology annotation, cellular component: endoplasmic reticulum membrane. Gene Ontology annotation, molecular function: dolichyl-phosphate beta-D-mannosyltransferase activity.